Solanum verrucosum is the source of this 1731-nucleotide messenger RNA. Its product is annotated as 4-coumarate--CoA ligase 2-like. Gene Ontology annotation, molecular function: CoA-ligase activity. Lineage: Eukaryota; Viridiplantae; Streptophyta; Magnoliopsida; Solanales; Solanaceae. The transcript has 6 exons. Bases 35 to 1678 code for a protein of 547 amino acids. The record is from RefSeq and is a predicted model, not a curated record.
CUAUUUCUUCAAUUUUUCCUUGUUGAAGUUGAAGAUGGAUCCAAAUCAAGUAGGAGACAUAAUUUUUAAAUCAAAACUCCCUGAUAUUAACAUCCCUAAUCAUCUUCCUUUACAUACUUAUUGCUUCCAAAACAUUUCACAAUUCAAUAAUCGUCCAUGUUUGAUCAAUGGAUCCAAUGAUCAAAUUUACACACAUGCUGAUGUUGAGCUCACUUCAAGAAAAGUUGCAAUUGGUCUUAACAAGUUAGGGAUCCAACAAAAGGAUACCAUAAUGAUCCUCUUGCCUAAUUCACCUGAAUUUGUAUUCACCUUCUUAGGUGCGUCAUAUAUUGGAGCUAUUUCCACAAUGGCAAACCCUUUGUUUACACAAGUAGAGGUGGUGAAACAAGCCAAAGCCUCAAAUGCCAAGCUCAUUAUCACACAAGAAUGCAAUUUCAACAAAGUGAAGGACUAUGCAUUUGAGAAUGAUGUGAAGGUCAUUUGCAUUGACGACAACUCAUCGUCUGAGGGCUACUUACACUUCUCAGACUUGAUUUCAAAUUCUGGAUUCACCUCUGAACACGACCAUCUGCCUGAGGUGGAAAUCCAUCCAGACGAUGUGGUGGCACUACCGUACUCGUCCGGGACCACGGGGCUACCAAAAGGGGUCAUGUUGACACACAAGGGACUAGUCACUAGUGUGGCACAACAAGUUGAUGGUGAAAAUCCAACUUUGUUUUUUCAUAGUGAAGAUGUGAUACUUUGUAUCUCACCUUUAUUUCACAUUUAUGCCUUGGAUUCUGUUCUACUUUGUGGAUUAAGAGUUGGAGCAGCAAUCUUGCUUAUGAAGAAAUUUGAUAUUGUUACAUGCUUGGAAUUGGUACAAAAAUACAAAGUUACAAUUGGACCUUUUGUACCACCUAUAAUUUUGGCCAUUGCUAAGAGUCCAAUAGUUGAUAAUUAUGACCUUUCAUCAGUAAGGAUAGUCAUUUGUGGGGCAGCACCAUUAGGAAAGAAGCUUGAAGAGGUAGUUGGAAUCAAAUUUCCUAAUGCUAAACUUGGUCAGGGUUAUGGAAUGACGGAGGCCGGUGCACCAAUAACAAUGUGCUUAGCAUUCGCAAAAGAACCUUUUGAGAUAAAAUCAGGGGCAUGUGGUACAGUAAUAAGGAACGCAGAGAUGAAAAUUGUGGAUCCAGACACUGGUAUUUCUCUUCCUCGAAAUAAACCUGGAGAAAUUUGCAUUAGAGGUGACCAAAUUAUGAAAGGUUAUUUGAAUGAUCCUGAGGCAACUACAAGAACAAUAGAUAAAGAAGGAUGGUUACAUAGUGGUGAUAUAGGUUAUAUUGACGAUGAUGAGCUUUUUAUUGUGGAUCGAUUGAAGGAAUUGAUAAAAUAUAAAGGAUUUCAAGUAGCACCAGCUGAGCUUGAAGCACUUCUUCUUACCCUUUCUAGUAUUUCAGAUGCUGCUGUUGUACCCAUGAAAGAUGAACAAGCAGGGGAAGUUCCAGUGGCUUUUGUUGUUAGAUCAAAUGGAUCCACCAUUACUGAGGAUGAAAUCAAGGAUUUUAUCUCUAAGCAGGUGAUAUUUUAUAAGAGAAUAAAGAGGAUAUUUUUUGUGGAUGUGAUUCCUAAAUCUCCAUCAGGCAAAAUACUUCGAAAGGAUUUAAGAGCCAAACUGGCUGCUGAGCUUCAAUCCUGAUUAACACCUUGGUCUUUUGGGCCAAUUAUAUCUACGUUACAUAGUCUUUAUAU